This is a messenger RNA of Suillus discolor, 1772 nucleotides long. RefSeq lists its product as uncharacterized. The record is from RefSeq and is a predicted model, not a curated record. Bases 104 to 1699 code for a protein of 531 amino acids. The transcript is spliced from 5 exons. Gene Ontology annotation, molecular function: protein binding. Lineage: Eukaryota; Fungi; Basidiomycota; Agaricomycetes; Boletales; Suillaceae.
UAUAAAAUGGAGCCUUGCUUGAGCUUUGCCUACUACAAGAAUUCAUUUGCGAUUGUCGCCGAAACUUUCAAGCCAGCAAGUGCCAAUUUCCAAAUCGCCAACAAUGAACCAAGUUCAUCAUAUCGCCACAAGACUCUUAGAUUUCCCCAUAGAAAUCAUCCUAGACAUCCUCAGCCAUCUAGAUGUCCACGAUCUAGUACGAGCACGUCGAGUAUGCAACGAUAUUCGACAAGCGAUCGACUCUUCCUCGGAGCUGCUGUAUUCGAUGGACCUCGAAUACUUCAAUGCGAUUCCGGUGCCUUCAAUCCCUGGCUCGGACUAUUCCAUCCCAACACUUCGCAAGUCGCUUCUACAAAGCGAAUCCGCGUGGCAGAAAGCCGAAUACUCCAAAAGAAAUCCCAUCGCUAUUCCACACCCUCCAAGCAUGCACAAAUGGUCGUGCGGCGUUUUGGGAUUCCCAGUGGAAUCCCUACAACAAAUCAUGUUUUUCCAACCCCAGCUUCACUCCAAUACCAUGAACUUGCGUCAAUGGAGCUGCCAAUUGGACAGCGCGGCCGCGCUACGACUUGUGCAUUACAACUUCUCUGUCGCAGGGGAUCUCGUGGCUCUAGUUUUCGGAGCACCCUCAGGGGAGAGCCAUGCGUAUGAUGUCAUUUUCAGAUCGCUCUCAGAAGACAAAGUCCAUCGUGAAGCCGCAUUCCCUUCUGUGAAAGCACUCGACAACGAGGUCGACUUGGAGUUACUCGACCCCUAUACUCUGAGAUCCUCAAUUUUCGGGGACUAUUACGGUGUUUUGUUCAGGAACGUUAACAAAGCAAAUGGCGGAGUGGCCGACUAUUUGCAAAUUUGGAACUGGAAAUCGAAGGACACUUUUCAGUGCCUCGAAGUUUUUGAUCCAGCUUGCAAGACGAUGAAUUUCAGUUUCCUGACAAACGAAAGAAUUCUCGUCGUUAACGCGAGGGAACUAUUGUUGUAUUCACUCGUUCAUGCCCCCAGUGUCCUCCAGCUCACCGCUAAAUUCUCACUCCCUGCCUUGCACAGUCCUUUUGAAUACGCAUGCAUCGGCUUCAGCCCCAUUCCAUCCCACGCCUGCGCGCACAACCAAAUGAUCGCUCUCAGUAUGGACAUUUCAGGGGGGUCCUUCACUAAAAAUCCCUGCUUUACGUCUUAUGUCGAGCGCAAUACCCUCUUAAAACUCGAGUCCACCUACGUGAGCUGCUACGGCAAAGCAACUGAAGACUCCCCCAAUCUGCCUUGGUCCAGCUGGGGCCCAAAUCACACUCGGACGUUCGAGGAGAGCUCAUUCGAUCCUUGCAAACACUCCGUCAUUGGCUUCCGGAGUGCAUCUUUGGUCGGCAACCAGAACUCGAAGAGACCGCUAUGCAUCCGCGACUUUAACCCUCAUCGAGUGGUGGACUUCAAGGCUGGGAAUGGAACAAAAUGGAAUCAACGGCUUGUCGAAGGUGGCGAGAUCUUGCCCAAUUCGAAUCUGUUCUUGGAGCCACUUGGAUCUGGUCUCCCGUAUCUUGAGACGACCACUGAGGAGAAGUUCCGUUCGACUGAUAUGACCAUGGAAGUAAAUAGGGUGACGUUGCUGUCCUUCGAAGUCAUGAACACAAUUAGGAUGCCGAAUGCAGGUGGACAAAGCUUCGUCCAGCAUGAGCUUCUGCAGGGCUUCGAAGUACUUGAUUUCGAGUAGUUUUUUUUUUACCUCGAGCAUCAUGUUAUUUGAGCAUUUUAAUUCAUUUUGCGUCUAACGUGCACAUCAACUU